Molecule: messenger RNA, 3989 nt
Organism: Phyllostomus discolor (pale spear-nosed bat)
Lineage: Eukaryota; Metazoa; Chordata; Mammalia; Chiroptera; Phyllostomidae
Gene: NFATC1
Product: nuclear factor of activated T cells 1
Biological process (GO): cytokine production; calcineurin-NFAT signaling cascade; regulation of transcription by RNA polymerase II
Cellular component (GO): transcription regulator complex
Molecular function (GO): transcription factor binding; DNA-binding transcription factor activity, RNA polymerase II-specific; RNA polymerase II cis-regulatory region sequence-specific DNA binding
Source: RefSeq, a predicted model, not a curated record
GAGUCACGUUACCGGGACGGGCCGAGCGCAGGGCGCAGCGAGCCGGGCGGCGACCACAGGUGCCCGCGGCCGGGACCCUGCCCAGCCCGGCCGCCCCCCGCACUCGGGCCCCAGACCCGACCCCGGACCGCGGCCCUGACCCUGGACCUCCGACCCUGGCAGUGACCCCCGAUCCCGGACCCGGAUCCCGGACCGGCUCCGAUCCUGGACCCCGAUCCCAGACCCUGGACCCUGACCCCGGACUCCGGACCGGCCCCUCCGUCAUGACGGGGCCGGAGGACCAGGAGUUCGACUUUGAUUUCCUUUUCGAAUUUAACCAGAGCAACGAGGGCGUCCCUGGCGUGGCCCCAGAGCACUACGGCUACACGACCUCCACCCUCAGCCCAGGCCUGUCCCUGCCCUCAGCGCACCCGGCCCUGCCCGGCCCCUGCCAUGACCUGCAGGCGCCGGCCCCGGGCGUCCCGGCCGCGGCGGGCCACCCCUCGGGGUACGGGGCCCUGCUGGACGGCGGGCCCUCCGGCUACUUCCUGCCUCCCGGCCACGCCCGGCCCAACGGCGCCCCGGCCCUGGAGAGCCCGCGCAUCGAGAUCACGUCCUACUUGGGGCUGCACCACGGCGGCGGCCCCUUCUUCCAGGACGUGGACGCGGAGGACGUCCUGCCAGGCCCCAAGCGGCCCCCGGCCACGGCCACGCUGAGCCUGCCCGGCCUGGAGGCCUACCGGGACCCCUCGUGCCUGAGCCCAGCCAGCAGCCUGUCCUCCCGCAGCUGCAACUCCGAGGCCUCGUCCUACGAGUCCAACUACUCCUUCCCCUACGCCUCCCCCCAGACGUCGCCCUGGCAGUCGCCCUGCGUGUCCCCCAAGGCCACGGACCCCGAGGAGGCCUUCCCCCGCGGCCUGGGGGCCUGCGGCCUGCUGGGCUCCCCCCGGCACUCGCCGUCCGCCUCGCCCCGCACCAGCGUGACCGAGGAGAGCUGGCUGGGCGCCCGCGGCUCGCGGCCCUCCUCCCCCAGCAACAAGCGGAAGUACGGCCUCAACGGGCGGCAGCCGUCCUGCUCGCCCCACCCCUCGCCCACGCCGUCCCCGCACGGCUCACCCCGCGUCAGCGUCACGGACGACACCUGGCUGGGCAGCGCCACGCAGUACACCAGCUCCGCCAUCGUGGCCGCCAUCAACGCCCUGAGCACGGACGGCGGCCUGGACCUGGGCGACGGCGUGCCCGUCAAGGCCCGCAGGACGGCCCCCGACCCCGCGCCCUCCGUGGCCCUCAAGGUGGAGCCGGCGGGCGAGGAGCUGGGUGCCACGCCGCCCCCCUCGGACUUCCCGCCCGAGGAGUUCCCGCCCUUCCAGCACAUCCGCAGGGGCGCCUUCUGCGACCAGUACCUGGCCGUGCCGCAGCACCCGUACCCCUGGGCCCGGCCCCGGUCCCCCGCGGCCUACACCAGCCCGACUCUGCCCGCCCUGGACUGGCAGCUGCCGUCGCGCUCGGGGCCCUACGAGCUGAGGAUCGAGGUGCAGCCCAAGUCCCACCACCGGGCCCACUACGAGACCGAGGGCAGCCGGGGCGCCGUGAAGGCGUCGGCAGGGGGCCACCCCAGCGUGCAGCUCCACGGCUACCUGGAGAACGAGCCCCUCACGCUGCAGCUGUUCAUCGGCACCGCGGACGACCGGCUGCUGCGGCCGCACGCCUUCUACCAGGUGCACCGCAUCACGGGCAAGACGGUGUCCACCACCAGCCACGAGGCCGUCCUGUCCAACACCAAGGUCCUGGAGAUCCCGCUGCUGCCGGAGAACAACAUGCGUGCCAUCAUCGACUGCGCCGGCAUCCUGAAGCUCCGGAACUCGGACAUCGAGCUGCGCAAGGGGGAGACGGACAUCGGCCGCAAGAACACGCGUGUGAGGCUGGUCUUCCGGGUGCACAUCCCGCAGCCCGGCGGCCGCACGCUGUCGCUGCAGGUGGCCUCCAACCCCAUCGAGUGCUCCCAGCGGUCAGCCCAGGAGCUGCCCCUGGUGGAGAAGCAGAGUGUGGCCAGCUGCCCCGUGCUGGGCGGGAAGAGGAUGGUGCUGUCCGGCCACAACUUCCUGCAGGACUCCAAGGUCAUCUUCGUGGAGAAAGCGCCAGACGGCCACCACAUCUGGGAGAUGGAGGCGAAGACCGACCGGGACCUGUGCAAGCCGCACUCGCUGGUGGUCGAGAUCCCGCCGUUCCGCAACCAGAGGGUGGCCAGCCCCGUCCAGGUCAGCUUCUACGUGUGCAACGGGAAGAGGAAGCGCAGCCAGUACCAGCCCUUCACCUACCUGCCCGCCAACGUCCCGGUCGUGAAGACAGAGCCCGCCGAUGACUACGAGCCGGCCCUGACCUGUGGACCCCUGGGCCAAGGCCUGAGCCCGCUGAGCCCGCUGCCGAAGCCCACCUUCAGCCGGCCGCUGGCCCUGCCCCCCGACCCGGGGUCCUGCCUCGGGGCCGGCUUCCCGCCGUGCCCCCAGAGAGGCGCCCUGGUGCCGCCGCCGCCGCCGCCCAGCGCCAGCCCAACGCUGCAGGACCUGUCCUCGGCCGCCUACGGCACAGGCGUGGCCAGCCCCGGCCACGGCCCCCUCGGACUUCAGCGGCCAGCUGGAGGGCUCCUCGCCGGCCCGGAGGCGCCGAGGCCCGCGGGCGCGCACCCCGGCUCCCAGCAGCCGCCCCCCGCCCUGCUGCAGCCACAGGUGAGUCCACAGCUGAGCAGCAGCCGUCCCCUGGAGGGCCGGCCGGCACUCUGUCCCCACAGCCCCGCGUCCACACCGCCGCCCGGCGCCCAAGAGCCGCCCUGUCUGCAGCCCCGCAGCCCAGCCCGCCCACCGGGGAUGGGCCACCAGCAGCCCCACCUGCCGAAGGUUCCGGAGACGGAGUCCGCCGCCGCCGCCGGCCCUCUGCCGCUGCCCGAGGUGCGUGAGGACAGUAAUCAGGGUCUGGCCCCCACCCCCGUGUCGGUCAAGCGAGAGCCUCAGGAGUUGGACCAGCUGUACCUGGACGACGUAAACGAAAUCAUACGGAACGACCUCUCCAGCACCCACACCCACUCGUAGCUGGCGGCGUGGGAGCCCACUCGGAGGCUGCGUGGUGUCAGCCCCGCGAGUGGCAGCGGAGGUCCAGCGUGCAGACUGGGGACUGAGUAGACCGAACCGCGUGGCACCACUCAGAACUCCCGACCCGCCGGAGACUCGUUACACGUACAGAGAAGGAGCCCUUGAACCGGAAGGCAGGCUGGGAAGAAGGAAGGACGGACGGACAGAAGGACGGAAGGAAGGAAGGACCGCUCCGUCUUCCGAAGGAAAAGUCAUCUCCAGGAGAAAUCCGUGAAGGGGUGCGGUGGGGUGAGGGCAGGAGGCAGACCGGCCGAGGGCACAGCCCCGCCCGGCAGCCCGACGCCUCCGCACCCUGCGGCGCCCUGGGUUCCGGUGCUGGCAGUGCCGUACGUAACCCCAGCCUCCGCGUCAGGGCAUCGCAGGGCUAAGCAUUAAACUUGCUGCCAGAGAAGUAUUCGUAGGAGCAAAGCUAUAAACACAUUUAUCACGAGGCUUUGUCAGACUUUGUAUGAACAAAGAGAAGGCCAGCGAGCUAGGCGUCGGGAGGAAACCCUAACACGUCUCCUGCGUUUUCCCGACUUCUCCUGGGUGGCCGUGAUGUACGGUUCUGUGGCCUCACUCGGUGCGUUUCAGACAUCUUCCAGUUCGUCAUCUCAGCUCCCUGCCAUCUCCCCUCCCCGGUGUCACUGAAGCCAUGGGACUGUUCACCGUAGCAUGCUGGAGUUUUGUUUUUUAAUCGGGCUUUGCACCUAGCACAAGUAGGCCGACCAGCACAAGAGAGGCUCCUGGACAAGAAAAGAAGUCUGUCCGUCACAGGGCAGGUGCUGCGUUUGCAUGUGUGUACAUAUAUAGACACGUAUUUAUGUAGAACAGUAACAGGUGGCCUCCGGUCUUCGCCCAGCGAGGGCUCCCGGGCCAGCGGUA